Brenthis ino (lesser marbled fritillary) is the source of this 1131-nucleotide messenger RNA. NCBI's taxonomy places the organism in Eukaryota, Metazoa, Arthropoda, Insecta, Lepidoptera, Nymphalidae. The record is from the annotation of a GenBank genome assembly.
AUGUUAGAGCCGGCGUCACGAUGGAGAUGGUAUCGGGCGAGCGUGCCGCAUCCAUCAGGACUGGAGGGGCGCUAUCUGCACCGGUAUCGCGUACCAACGAUAACCAUUGUCUUACUGGUCGAUUAUAUCAGCGAAAUUUGUGCUCGGAUCUGCCGUUUGUCUCUCGCCGCAAAUGAGAGAUUCAACAUGGUGGUGGUAUUGAACGGUGUCCUUGCGGACGAGUGCCCCACAUCUGUGAGGGCGCUAUUGGCAGCACACCCAGGGUAUAGAGAUGCGGCAGCCCAAUUGUUAGCUGCAGCAGCAAGAGAUGUCGGUACCCCUGGACUGCUGUACGUUGGACAGAGGGAAAUGGCUGCAGUUGUGCCACAUGACAAAAAUGUUAGUAUCAUUGGAUCAGAUGACGCGACAUCGUGUAUAAUAGUCAUCGUCAGGCAUUCUGGAUCAGGAGCAGUAGCUCUUGCACAUUUGGACGGUUCAGGAACCGCAGAAGCAGCAGCGGCUAUGGUAGCUAGAGUACAGCAGUUAGCAAUAGGAUAUCCUGAAGGACGAUUAGAGUUACAGCUUGUUGGUGGGUUCACAGACCCCCGUAGAUACUCGGAUGAUCUGUUCGCUAAUAUAAUGUUAUCGUUCCAUCGUUUAACAGAAGAGAUAGACCUAACCCUAGCUUGCUGUUGCGAAUUGAACACGGCAGUAGGAGGUGGGUACCCGGCACCCCUCGUCACCGGCGUGGGUGUUGAUAUACGGGCGGGGGAUCUCUUCCCGGCAACGUUUCCUGACAAGGGGCCAGAACUAUCCCUUCGAUGUGCCAGGCAUAUAACUGGAGGGUUACACGCGGCGCAGGUUUUGGAUAUAUACGACAAUGCUGUGGGCAUGUUGCGUAUCGGGCCCUUCAAUUAUGAGCCGCUGAGAGGAGUCGAUCUAUGGCUGGAACAAUCAGAUGAGUUCAUACUGCAGCAUCUCAGUACCACCCCGGCAGUUGAGCCACCGCAUUUUGUUCAUAAUAUCCGAUCCACACUGAAGUUCAUCCAGCAACAUCCAUUCCCCGCCGUCACAGUGUUCCCGGACAACCGGCCGCACUACUACCGUCGAGAUGAGCAGACUGGAUGCUGGGUACAUGUAACAUGGAAGAUU